AUGGGCAUAGAUGACCCAUCUUGUGUGCUAUGUGGCGGUGAGAUUGAAUCUAGCUGCCACCUCUUCUUUAAGUGCCCAGUUGCUAGAGCAAUUUGGUACUCCAGCUGCUGGGGCCUUAGAGCUGAUAAGUUGCACAUCUCCUCCAGCUCUGACAUUAUCAAGCUAGUAUUGAAUCCACCCCAAGCCUUAUGCCUUCAAGAAGAUCAAUGGCAUAUAUCCUUGAACAUGGCUCAUAUAAUUGAUGAAAUUUGGCAUCUGAGAAAUAGAACCACAUAUCAGGAGGCUCAAAUUGAUAUCUUUGAUUCUAUCAAGCAGAUUCAACUUAAGUUCCAAGAAUUUUCCACUUUGAUUACUUUGGAGACACUCCCUACUGCUCAAGCAAAGCACCUAUUUUGGGAGCCGCCUCCCAUUGGCUGGAUAAAGCUUAAUGUUGAUGCGGCCAUAACUGAAUCCUUCUCCACUCUUGCAGUUGUGGCUAGAGAUCAUAAGGGCACAGUCAUUAAAGUUUGGUCCAAGCUUCACCAACCUUGCUCCCCCAUUGUUGCUGAGGCCUAUGCAAUCCUUUGGGCAAUGCAACUUGCAAACCAUGAACAAUGGAGUCAUGUUCAAAUCGAAGGAGAUGCAAAGCAAUGUUUUGACCCUCUUUCAGUUGAAGAUGUCCCACCUGAUUGGUCUAUCAGUAAUAUUAUUAGUAGUAUCUUAAGUCUUAAAAUUUGUUUUGUGAGUGUUUGUUUUCGUUGGGUCAAUAGAGUGUGCAAUGCUGCAACUCAUGCUACUGCAAAGCACUCAGUAGCAUCUAAAAUGUCUCUUUGUUGUAAUAAGGACAAUCUUCCCUGUGCGGUUUACUCUGCUUGUAUGGAUGAUUGCCUCCACGUUCCUUUAUUUUGA
Quercus lobata is the source of this 888-nucleotide messenger RNA. RefSeq lists its product as uncharacterized. Gene Ontology annotation, molecular function: RNA-DNA hybrid ribonuclease activity; nucleic acid binding. The transcript has a single exon. NCBI's taxonomy places the organism in Eukaryota, Viridiplantae, Streptophyta, Magnoliopsida, Fagales, Fagaceae. The record is from RefSeq and is a predicted model, not a curated record. Bases 1 to 888 code for a protein of 295 amino acids.